Messenger RNA from Aphanomyces invadans, 537 nucleotides. RefSeq lists its product as hypothetical. Gene Ontology annotation, cellular component: ciliary base; axoneme. The record is from RefSeq and is a predicted model, not a curated record. The transcript is spliced from 3 exons. NCBI's taxonomy places the organism in Eukaryota, Oomycota, Saprolegniomycetes, Saprolegniales, Verrucalvaceae. The coding region runs from base 1 to 537 and encodes 178 amino acids.
AUGAACGGUUACAAAAAAAAUCUCUACAUCUACCACCAGUCCCAGUACACCACAAAGAUGCCGAGUGAGAGCAAGGGAACCUACCGCCGUGACGACGACGACGACGUGAGCGAUGCAAAACGAGUCGGCGCGAACGAAUCGGAUGCCAAGACCGACCGGCCGCCGACCAUCGUGGACCGCGUGAUCGCGUUCUUUUUCGAGAACGAAGACUUUUGCCGAGUGUUUGAAAGAUUUGCCGACAAGCAUUGCGAUAUCUUCGAUGUCAAGUCCGACGAGAUGCAGCUCGAGUACACGGACAUUUACAAAAAGUUCACCGACCUUUUUGAAUCCAAGAUCGAGGCGUUCAUCGAGUCCCAAGGAUCUACCGUCGACGAUUUUUACACCCUCGUCAAGAAGGCCCACGACAAAGAUCCUCAUGGCACGAUCGCCAUUUACUCGCGCAUGCUCGUCGCGACGACCGACUUCGACGUGUUUGUGAUCAUGAUGAAGCAAGCGAAGGAAGCCAAGGCCGCCGACGCCAAGGGCGAGUUCAAGUAG